Molecule: messenger RNA, 880 nt
Organism: Oryza brachyantha (malo sina)
Lineage: Eukaryota; Viridiplantae; Streptophyta; Magnoliopsida; Poales; Poaceae
Product: malignant T-cell-amplified sequence 1 homolog
Exons: 8
Coding region: 94-639 (181 amino acids)
Biological process (GO): formation of translation preinitiation complex
Molecular function (GO): RNA binding
Source: RefSeq, a predicted model, not a curated record
CUCCGCCUUAGGUUAGGUUUCACCUCUCCGCAUCUCCCCAUCUUUGUUCGCACCGCCGGCGAGCAGCGGCAGAAAUCUCCUCCCAGCGCGACCAUGUUCAAGAAGUUCUCUUUUGAAGAUAUAUCUGCGCAGAAUCAAGUCAAGGCCUCUGUACAGCGAAAGAUUAGGCAAAGUAUUGCUGAUGAGUACCCUGGCCUUGAACCUUUGCUAGAUGACUUACUUCCAAAGAAGUCGCCUAUGAUUGUUGUUAAAUGCCAAAACCAUCUGAAUCUUGUGGUGGUGAAUAAUGUCCCACUGUUUUUCAACAUCCGUGAUGGUCCUUACAUGCCAACCUUGCGCCUUCUUCAUCAGUAUCCUGAGAUCAUGAAGAAAUUCCAAGUGGAUAGAGGUGCUAUCAAGUUUGUUCUCUCUGGUGCAAACAUAAUGUGUCCUGGAUUGACAUCUCCUGGAGGUGCCUUGGAUGAUGAAGUUGAGGAGGAAACACCGGUGGCUAUAAUGGCUGAAGGAAAACAACAUGCAUUGGCGAUUGGAUAUACAAAGAUGUCAGCAAAGGACAUUCGGACUAUCAACAAAGGAAUUGGAGUUGAUAAUAUGCACUAUCUAAAUGAUGGCCUGUGGAAGAUGGAACGGCUCGAAUAAGUUAAAUCCACUGAGGGAAGCAUAAUUUGCUGCAUGGCCAUGUCGGAAUAUAAUGAGUGCUGGAAUUAUGUAUCUAGGCAUCUGGUGUCUUGUAAGCAGAUGAAAUAGCCAGCAGCACCAUGUGCCUCGAGUUUACUGUAACCAUCAAGUUUUGGAGAUGUGUGGCAAAACACUGAUUGAUAAUACAGUGCUCAAACGCUUCAGUUGGUAUUUUCUGCCCAGAUCAUUCUAAAAUACUGGU